AUGUUCACCUCAUCCUGGCCUCUGGGCUCAUCUCGCCUUUGGGGAGAUCUGAAGUUCACAGAAAGCAGCAAUCAAAAUGGACAAAUCCUCAGCCUUCUGAAGGGGACUGGUGGGCUCUAUAAUGAGGAGGCCAGGAGAAUAUCCGACAAUCUGCCUUUGUCUUUCUCCAUGAGUAUUUCUGAUCGCAUUCUGAUGGGAGAGUGUGGAGAUGAAGCAAGACUCAUUUGGAGUAACAAGCUGCAACGGAACUUAACCUACACAUCCAACAUCCUGGUUCCUGCUUCUUACCUGGACAUUGUUAACAGUCCUCUCUCAACUGUCUUUAGUAAUAUCAGGACAAGAAAACUGCUCUCUCUGGUAACCAAAGGAUACCUGAAGAAUAAAUCCAGUGGUAAGAAUAUCCCUAUGGCAAAUGAAGGCUCAGUGUAUCCAGAUGAAGGGCCCCUGCUGCCCACCUGGAUUUUGACAUGCUUUGAGCUUACUACCAUUGCCACUGAGGUUGAUGGGACCCAGAUUCGCCUACCUGAAGCCAGGCAGCUGCUCCACUGUGCAGCUAUUCAGCUGAGGCACCGUUCCGAAGGAGAAGGUUGCGGGUACUUGCUUCAAGAUUCUCUGAGAACAGUGGGGUCCAGACAGACCCUGCUGGGAUGCAGGGUCCUGCUUUCUCGCCAGGAGGUGCAUUUUAGUGUUCCUUUGGCAGGGGGGAGGGUCUUACAACAAUGCAAGAAUCGUCAAGUUGUCAAGACUGCACUGGUUCCACCAGUAAACCCUUGUUCCCGCCCUCUGGGUAACUGGACCUACUUGGGAAAUGCUCACCUUAGAAACCAUCGCUUAAUCAGAGGCGUGGCCCUCAGUUCCCGUGAUAGAGGAUUGGCUGUUGAGGGUGCCCUAGAGGACAUGAGUGGGAUGGAGAUCACUGCCAUGAAAAAGCAGCUUCAUAAGAUCUCUGGGAGACUGCAGGCCCUGGAGGCAAAGUGUACCGGUUGGCGGCAGAAGGAGUUCAUUCUCUAUUCUGCCCUGCUCUCAGCCUGUGUUAUUAACACAUGGCUCUGGAUGAGAAGAUAAAGCAGUUGGCCCCUCAGAAUGCCUAGAGGGCAUGAAUGGUGGAAGACUAUUGGGGAAACGUUCUUGUAAACUGUAUUAGCAAACAUAGAUUGAUCCUUUGACCUCUAGAAGUUCCAUGGAAAAAGCUACCUUUAAAAUAAUUUCAAGA
This is a messenger RNA of Sarcophilus harrisii (Tasmanian devil), 1213 nucleotides long. RefSeq names its product fetal and adult testis expressed 1 (gene FATE1). The record is from RefSeq and is a predicted model, not a curated record. Gene Ontology annotation, biological process: positive regulation of mitochondrial fission. Lineage: Eukaryota; Metazoa; Chordata; Mammalia; Dasyuromorphia; Dasyuridae. The transcript is spliced from 8 exons. Gene Ontology annotation, cellular component: mitochondrial outer membrane; peroxisome. The coding region runs from base 1 to 1065 and encodes 354 amino acids.